Molecule: messenger RNA, 2190 nt
Organism: Ctenocephalides felis (cat flea)
Lineage: Eukaryota; Metazoa; Arthropoda; Insecta; Siphonaptera; Pulicidae
Exons: 5
Coding region: 1-2190 (729 amino acids)
Biological process (GO): DNA integration; proteolysis
Molecular function (GO): nucleic acid binding; zinc ion binding; aspartic-type endopeptidase activity
Source: RefSeq, a predicted model, not a curated record
AUGGCGCUAGGAAAUAGGUUAGGCUUUAUGGAGUCCGAUUUGCUGGCUUAUAUGAUAGACGGCUUCGACAACCCGCCACUGCAGGCUCAAGCCAAAAUGAACCAAUUUAAGGAUUUAGCAACCUUGCUAGGUGUAAUGAACGAGCUGACAGCGGAGGAACGCGGAUUCAAUAUGAUGCCGCCUAAGAGGGUACAGCCAACAGUGUUUCCUAGAGUGGAACCACAAGGCACAUAUCCUCCGGUGAGGUGUUUUAAUUGUGGUGGAGUGGGACAUAUGGCCUCCAGGUGUAUCAUACCGAAAAAUGAUGGAGUGGCGUGCUACAAAUGUGGCUCAAAGGAGCAUCAGCAGAGGUUUUGCAAAAUUGUCCGGAAUACGGCGCAGGUUGCGCCGGACAGCACCACACUAUUAGUAAACCCCAUACCGGCCUACAAGGUGAAAACGAGAGUGUUUGACGUUGAGUUCGAUAGUGUGAUAGACUCGGGCUCAGCGAUAUCAAUUAUCAAGCGGUCUUGUGUGCCUAAUGGAGUACCAGUGGAGGCAUGGAGCGCAGGAGCCGGGUUCGAGGGCAUUAACCAUGCGAGGUUAGAUGUUGAAGAUAUUGCGAAACUACGGCUGACGUUUCCGGAGCAUGGAGCAGAAGUGCCACUAACUUUGCAUGUAAUACCAGAAAAUACUAUGAAUGCGUCAUGUUUAUUGGGGCGAGACAUGAUUCAGCACAAAGAUUUGGAGGUAAAUAUUGGAAGAGUGAGUUUAAAUAUAUCGGAGGAAAACGACUAUGGCGUGGUAGCGACAGUAGAAGACCUGGUAAGAAAGGAAUAUUUGGAGAGUGAGAAACCGGACGAACCAGAGACUGCAUUCGAAAUGUCAAUUGUACUGAAGCCGAGUGCCUCACCAUUUUAUGUAGUGCCCAGGAGGAUAUCGUUCUAUGAAAGAGGUCAGGUGGGUGCCAUCAUACAAGAUUUGUUGGAUAGGGAAAUUAUAAGGGAAAGUUACCAUAUAGACGUGAAUGGCAUAAGGCCGAGUGAUGCAAACAUUGAGGCGAUUGUAGAUAUACCCAUUCCAAAGAUAUUCAGAAAGUUAAGGAGCUUUAUAGGCCUAGCCAGUUAUUUCCGUAAGUUUAUUAAGGACUUUAGUGUUAAGUGUAAGCCAUUGUAUGAUUUGUGUAAGAAUGGUGAAAACUUUGUGAUUGACGGUGAUGUAGUGGAAGCCAUAAACAAUAUUAAGAAUGAAUUAGUGAAUAAACCAGUGUUAGCGAUUUACUCACCUAGUGCGAUAACAGAACUACAUGCGGACGGUAGUGCGAAGGGUUAUGGAGCAGUACUUGUGCAAAAGCGAAAUCGCACCCAGUCUGCUACUAUACUGGUGACCGAUUGUAACAUCCUGAAGCUGGCUCUACAGAAGAAGGAAAUAAAUCCAAAAUUAUUGAGGUGGUCGCUAGUAUUGUCGAAUUAUGACUAUGAGCUAGAGCAUCGCGCAGCGGCAAGGAUGCAGCACGUCGAUGCACUUAGCAGGUGCCAUGAACUACUAGUAAUCGAAGAGAACAGCUUUGACCGAGUAGUGGCGAUAAGACAAGGCCAGGAUCCGUUGAUUAGGCAAAUUCGAGAUGGUUUGGAGAGAGAACAGCAUCAGCUGUAUAAACUAAGGGACGGAUUAGUGUACAGAAAGUUCAAGGAGAGGCUUUUAUUUUUGGUGCCGUCAUUAAUGGUAGGAGAGGUGUCUAGAUUAAUGCAUGAACAGCUAGGGCAUGCAGGCGUAGAGAGGACGGCGAUGACAUUGAGAAAACAAUAUUGGUUCAGCAAUAUGAACCAGAUAGUAAAUGAGGUUAUACAUAAAUGCUUAAAGUGUAUUGCCUUUUCAAGCUGGAAGGAGGAGCGAGACGUAAAAUUAGUGCACAUAGCUGCAGGAGCGCCUAGGGCGAAUGGAAAGGUGGAAAGAGCAAACCGAACAAUCGUUCCAAUGUUGGCGAAAUACAUAGAAGAUUUAAGCGGUUGGGACGCAGUUCUGUAUAAGGUAGAAUACGUCUUGAAUAAUGCGGUGUGUAAGAGCACGGGUGAGACCCCCAAUAUUCUAUUAUUUGGAGUGACACAAUGGAGAGAAGUUAGGGAUGAAGUGAGAGAUUAUCUGCUGCAGAAUGAGUCGUAUGACAAGGACGAAAUUAGAAAGCAGACGAUAGAAAGGGGGCAAGAUUAG